GUAGGACCAACGGUUCCCACUGCUUCUCUCCUUACACAACUGUUUGUCUAAAUACAUAAAUAUAUAAAUACCUCUCUCUAUAUAUAUAUCCAGUUUGAAUCAUACAACUUGUAAAAAAAUCUCAUCUUUUUUUUUUUGGGAGAGAGAUAAGCUCUCUUAUUUCCAAGAACUAGCUCUGUAGCUAUGGAUAAGUGUCGGCAGAAGCAGAUCAAGAUUCGGAAAUACCCUCUGUGUGAAGAGGUGAGCAGUAUUGAAUGGGAGUUUGUGAACAUGACUGAUCAAGAAGAAGACAUCAUCAACAGAAUGCACAAGCUUGUUGGGGACAGGUGGGGUUUGAUAGCUGGGAGACUUCCUGGGAGGAAAGCUGAGGAGAUUGAGAGAUUUUGGUUGAUGAGAAAUAGUGACAAUUUUACAGAUAAAAGAAAGGAAUAUCAUAGGAGACAAAAGUCUUGAGAUCUUUAUUACUUAUUCCUUUUAUCUCUUAUUUAUGUCGUCGCAUUAAUAGUGGCUUAUUUAAUGGCUUAUUUUAAAAGAGAAAACCGUUUUCCCUCACAAAAAAUUGUGAGUUCCACCACUUUCUAUAUAUAAUUUUUACCCUUUAAUUAAUUUUCUUCUUGAUAAUCGUGUUCAAAAGUCUAGAAUCGUGAUUAGUGGGACGGAGAGAGUAUAUUUAAGCUAUUUAAUGUGUACUUUGUCAUAUUAGAAGGGGUGGUAGUGGGUACAGGUGUUUUGGGGCUAUUUUUCUAUUCCCCUUUUGUUGUUUUGUUGAAUUAUUAUUAUGAUUCUUGAUGUGUCUACCUAGUGCAAGAAUCUUAGUGAGAUUGAUGAGUGCCCAAUGUUUGUAUGUUGCUGGUUUUCAUGAAAGUUGCAUAUGAAUUAAAUUGCAAGUUGUAAGCCUUGCAUAUAUUUGAGCAA
Molecule: messenger RNA, 915 nt
Organism: Salvia miltiorrhiza (redroot sage)
Lineage: Eukaryota; Viridiplantae; Streptophyta; Magnoliopsida; Lamiales; Lamiaceae
Product: transcription factor TRY-like
Exons: 3
Coding region: 184-453 (89 amino acids)
Biological process (GO): cell differentiation
Cellular component (GO): nucleus
Molecular function (GO): transcription cis-regulatory region binding
Source: RefSeq, a predicted model, not a curated record